AUGCUAAAUGAUGAUUGCCUGCUACUAAUAUGCGGCGAACUCUCGAUUCGAGACCAAUUUGUUCUACUUCAGCUGGAGGAUGCGAGACUUGGACAUUUGAUACUAGAUAUUUGGAAACGGAAAUAUGGCAAACAAUUCGAUUGGCAUCACUAUCACGAGGAGGAGCAAUUAAAGUUACUAAGCGCCAGAGAACAGAGUCAACUGCUGCAUCAUAUGGCAAACCGGACGCAGGCUCUGCUCAAUCUCCAUGGCAGCUGUAGUGAGGUGUGCUUGGACUGGUUAAGCCGGAUACGAGGCAACAGACAAUGUUUGCCUCGCAUGUUGAAGAUGAGCUUUAGGGAGUGCAAUUCGUUGCUAUUGCGGCAAUUGCCCGAAAUUUGCAUCAACAUUGUGCACCUGCAAUUGGGUUGGGGUGUGGGACUCAAGCCUGCGGAUCUCGGCAUUCUUUUUGGCCAACUAAAGCAACUGACUGUGUUUGAAUUACACACGAAAGGGAGUCGAAAUCAUAAUGGGCAUGGAAAUCGCUCUGACUACAACUACAACUGCGUUGACGACAAUGACAACGACGAGGACUACUCGUGGACUAACAUCAAAUAUGGACAAACAUUGCAAACGCUAAAAUUGCCAGCGUGCAUUGUGCGUGCCACAGCCAUGGAGAUCCACCAAUUGCCACAGCUGCGGCAAUUGACAGGCUUUCUGUGUUGUUGUUCAGCUUCCACAGAAUCUGCUACUCCGUCUGCUACUCUGCCUGCCGAUGACAAAGCAAAUGCAGCUGGAAACGAAGCAGCCACCAACAUCAUCUCUGCCUGCCUACAGGCAUUGCAUGGCUGUCAAAUUGUGGGACUACAUUUGCAAUGUCAACUCGAUGCUAGCCUGCCACGUCUCUUACUUUCGGGGGCACAGACAGGAGCGGUGCGCCUGCAUCGGCUUGCCUGGCAUUCACAGCUGACGGUGCACUAUGAUGCCAUGGAUGGCAGCAUCAAGUGGCUGCCACAGCAGCCGCAAGUGGCGCAUGCUUUGCUACCAUUCAUUGCCAGCCAGGCGAAAAGUUUGCAUGAAUUGGAUUUCACGCGCAAUAUCCAUGCCACACCCACAUUUCUCACAAAACUUGCCAAGCUAUUGCCUAGAUAUCGAAGCCCAGCGUUAGAUGAUGACGAUGAUGAUGCUUCUACUCUAUCACCCUCUUCAUCCUUAACCCCCAUUUCCGUUUGGCAUGACAAUUGCUCAAGGGUAUCUACUGCUACGGAUGCAACAGAGACAAACGAUUUGGCCUUUGUGGAUUUGGAAUUGCAGCGUUUGCUUAAUGAACAUGGCCAAGAUACAUAA
Drosophila willistoni is the source of this 1326-nucleotide messenger RNA. RefSeq lists its product as uncharacterized. The coding region runs from base 1 to 1326 and encodes 441 amino acids. The transcript has a single exon. NCBI's taxonomy places the organism in Eukaryota, Metazoa, Arthropoda, Insecta, Diptera, Drosophilidae. The record is from RefSeq and is a predicted model, not a curated record.